Molecule: messenger RNA, 8463 nt
Organism: Melanotaenia boesemani (Boeseman's rainbowfish)
Lineage: Eukaryota; Metazoa; Chordata; Actinopteri; Atheriniformes; Melanotaeniidae
Product: UPF0606 protein KIAA1549
Exons: 24
Coding region: 348-6086 (1912 amino acids)
Source: RefSeq, a predicted model, not a curated record
GUUAACCAAGAGAGUGUCAGAUCUAACCCAGCCGCCAGCUCGUGCGCGGCACGUUUACACAGGAAUAACUUCAAACGCACGCUGGGGGUUACACGAAAGUUAGUGACCAAGCUUCAUUUUUAUUACAUCCAAGGAUAUUUUCAUCUCACAGCCACAAAGGACUUGACUGGGUCGGAGCUAGCCUUUUGGUUUUUCUCAACAGGAAGGCCUUGCUAUGGAAGGACCGGCCAUAAAGUAAAGAAGACUAAACCAAGCACCCUAAAAUAACCCAAACCUCGGUUGUCACUUCGCAAUGAAUCUUCUCGUCUUGACUGGAUGAAAUGUCUUGAGCCGAACUCCGCCGCACUAUGGCAGGUUUUGUCUCCACUGUGGGUUUGGUGGUGAUGCUCAAGGCUCUUACGCGUACCCAGCAUGCAGUGCUUCUUGGGAUAACAGUGUUAGCAACAGUGAUCACAGCGGGUUCACCUGUCACAGAUGAAUCUCUGUCGGACGCUACACACCACCCCAUGAGAUUUCUCAAAGAUAUUCCAGCAGGACCAUCACCAUCAGCCUUACCAGACUCACAUUAUACUACCUUUGAAAGCCUAGAGUCACCUAGUGCCCUGUCAUUCAUUUCUGAACCAACUGAUGAACCAAGGACUGCUGACACAACGCUUUUUCAAUGGGGGCAUAAUGCAUAUGAAAAUACCAAAUCCAAAAUGCCAAGCGAUGCCCUUGUAAAAGAGCCACAUAUUCUAACAAGUCCAUUAUUAAAAACCUCAGAAACUGUUCAGGGAUAUAUUCCACAAUUUGAGGAAUCAGCUAAACACGCCACAGACUGGAAGAUGGCCAGGACCAAUUCAGACUACCAGGCGUCCUCUCUCCCUCCAACUUCCACAAUAUCCAGGACAUUACAGACAAAUACAUCCAUAACAUCCUUAAGCCCCCCUCCCUUUACAGGAUCAGCAGCUCAUCUGGGUCUUCAUUUUGAGGAGAAAGUAACUCCUAGCAAGCAGCAGGAUGAGAGAUCAGAUCAAACACUUCCAAUCAUGACUUUAACAACUGGUCAGCCUCUUGAAACCCCAAAAUUGUCUUUCUCUGACUCUUUGGCUGAUGAAUCUUAUAGUCAAAUAGACGAUUCAGGUAAACUGAAUCCCAGCGUCGUCCCCUUGGUGGACAGCAAGCCUGUAUAUAACAUGCUGCCCAACCCAGAUAAGAUUAAAUCUCCUGGGUACAAUGUGCCUUUCAUCACAUCCCACCCUACAUCUCCUUUAUCUGAACCUACUGAGGUGUCUCCAGAGGACUUUUAUCCCACCAACACCAUGGAUGUGGACUGGGGGUCUGGAGACUACCUGGACACAAUAUCUUUCUACGAUUCAGACAGAGAUGAGUAUUCUCUGGUCACCAAGGUGCCCUCUGACCCGUAUGACCUGGAGGACUACACAGAGAUCUAUGACACAUCCUUUCCUUCCAGAGUGGGAAUAUCCCCUUCAUCCUUAAUCCCUGUUUAUGUCUCGCCUUCUCCCAGUCUCGUGACAGCAUACAGCACCAUUGUUCCACAUAAAUCCAUUUAUCCUUCCCCUUUUUCUACAACAACUCACAUUACUCUUGAGCCUACUCCCACACCCAACGCUGAUAUACCUGAAGUAUCAUACAUAGACUGGGCAGAUACUUUCACAAUUCAGCCAACAGAUGUCCUCUUACCUGAUAUGAACAGCUUAGAGUAUUACACCACUCAGUUGACCAAGGAGAGCAAUGGUUCAGAAAGUGUAGCUGAACACGGAGGGAAUGUUACUGUAGUGUUGAUGAAUUCCACAGAGAUCACACCCACCACCGGCUUCACCAGUGAUGCUAAUCUGACUGAAGAUGAGUCUUCCAGUGACCUUUCAGGGUUUGAGCCUCAUGAUGAAUCAACCACAGUAGCAACCACAGAGGAGAGUCCUCAACUAGUCAAUGACUCUCAGUCUUUUCUCGAUCCAUCAAUAGUUCCAACCCACUUCAUUGAUCCCUCCUCUUCCACAUGGGGUGGUCAGGUAUCCACCACAGAUUUGUCUGCAUAUACACACACUGUAGGUGUGGAUACUCCACUAACAGAGGCUUUGCAGCCCAGUGCCACACCUCCGGUGCCAGAAGAUGUGACAUCUUCCUUCUCUCUGACAGAUGUUCAAUGGUUUGUUACAGAUUCUUUUUCAGAAAGUACCAUACACACCACUGCUGUCUUAACUGCAACCAUAGCCUUCACACCUGUUCCCACUCAACCUGCUGCCAACGACACAGCUGGCAUAACAGACCUAACUUCCCAAGAUGCAACUGAAAAAGCUGUCAAUAUGACUUCAGUUCCAACCGAUUCCUCGACACACAACGUCACCUCUGUCCCCCCAGUUAUGUUUGGUGAUCAGGGCAUGACUGAAGAUGGCGCUGAUAUCCUAACCACAAUGACCUCGAUCCCAACAACAAACAGUGAAGUUAAUACAGUCUCUGCUGCACCCACAAUUACAGCUGCCAUACCUACUACUUAUCAAGCUACUACUGGAACUACUGCCACCUCUGAAACCUCAACGACAGUCAACAUCAUCUCCACAACCAAACCAACUACGACAACAUCAAGGCAGUACCUCUGCAGACAUGACAGUCCCCCUUAUUUAACACAGAUUGCUUUCCCUUCCGGAGCCACUGUUGGAUAUGCCAAAUCUCAAAUCAGAGACAUACUGAAAGCGGAAUUCAACAAGUCAGUGGAAGUGCAGAUAGUGGACCCCCCACCAAUGUUUAUGUUCCGAGUGGUAUCUGGUCCGAUUGUGUACACGGCCAUAUCUGUGAUCAAUGCUCUACGAAGGUCUGGACGCCGUUUCUUGUCUGUGUCUCCCAACUGGAAGAUGCCAGACCGUAAAUAUCAAGUCCACACAGUGCUGCAGUUUGUUCCUGACCACAUAGAUGUGCGAUACUGCAACUUCAGCGAGAGCACUGAAAAAGGUUUGACCGAGGCCUUUGCAGAAGUGCGGCGGCGUUCAAAGGAAUCAACCAACUUCACGGUCCAUAUUGUUAAUAUCACCAUGGCUGCUCCUAAAUAUGAGGACCAACAGCUAGUAAGGAACCCAGUGGACAUCACUUUCACAGUUAGUGGUUCAGGGGGUUAUCUGUUGGGGUCAGAAGUCAGCAACACUCUGAUGAAACUCACAGUGGUGGAGUUCACCUUUCAUAUGGGAUUUCCUGUACUACAGAUAGCUGAGCCUUUUCAUUAUCCAGAGCUGAACACCAGUCACCUGCUUCGCUCCUCGUGGGUUAGAACAGUCCUCCUGGGUGUGCUGGACCAGAAAGUGGGUGAAAGGACCUUUCAAGCUAGCAUGGAGCGUCGGGUGGCGAUGUUACUGGGGGAGGCAAUGGGACUGGCUAGACGUGUUAAAAGAGCCACCACUGUGGGCAACAGUAGUGUUCAGGUUGUAAGUGUGAGCCGGCUGGUGGAUGCAGACCACCCCUUGGAAAUAGUGUAUUUUGUGGAGGGUCCCAGUGGUGAGAGGAUGCCUGCAGUGCAAACAGCCAACCUGCUGAACAACCUGGACGUUCAGAGGGCUGCCAUUGUCUUGGGAUAUCGUGUGCAGGGCAUUUUGGCUCAGCCUGUAGAGAAGGUGGCAUCCUCCUCCUCAGACACUGAAAACACCAACAUGUGGAUCAUUAUUGGGGUGGUGAUUCCCCUCCUCGUGGUUAUUAUCAUCAUUUCCAUCCUCUACUGGAAGCUGUGUCGAACAGACAAGCUAGAGUUCCAGCCGGAUGCCAUGACCACCAUCCAGCAGAGGCAGAAGUCCACUACGUCAUUCAGUGAAUCAAGGACCUUUCUUCGCCAACCACUUCCUCAAACUAAAGGGAAUAUUGAGUUUAGUGAGGAUGAAGAGGAGGUGUAUGAGGAGGAGGAAGAAGAGGAUGAAGAGGAGGAGUAUGAGGAGGAGGAAGGGGAGGAGAUGAAGGUUAAAAGGGGGAAGAAACCAGUUUCUCUUCCCAAGAGCAAACACAGUAUGAGCGAAGAAGAGGAGGAGGAGGAGGAGGAAGAAGAAGAAGAGGAAGAGGAAGAAGAAGAGGAAUGGGAUUAUGAAGAUGAGGAAGAGGAGGAGGAUGAGGAUGAAAAGAGGAAACUUAAAAUGAAAGAAACUACAUCACAAGAGCAGAAGCGACAAGAGAGCAAAGCUGUGGUAAAGAAGCCAGGGGGGAUGAAGACGGGGGAGAAGAUGAAAGUUUUGUCUGAAGGGAGGAGAGCCAAGGAGGAGUUACAGGCCCCCAGUGUGAAAGGCUUUGACUUUGCCAAGCUUCAUCUUGGCCAGCAGAGUAAAGAUGAUGUCAUGGUAAUCCAAGAGCCCGUCCCACCAGGGCCUGGCUCUGGACCCCUCCCUGUGUCCAUUAAAGAUGGCCUCAGUCCAUCGGAAAAUGGUGAAAUCCUCACACCAAAAUCCAAAACCUCUGCCUCAUCCACAAAGGCGUCACGCAGCGGUCGAAGGCGUGAAAGGAUCUCCCCGUCAGACGGUGACUCGGUGGUGAGUGAUCAUUCUAGUGAACGGGAAUCGACCGAGGGAAACCUGAGAGCCCAGGCCACGCCCAGCGACAGCAAGCAGACCCGUAAGGUCCCCAUCAAUGUUUUAAAUGGCAAGAAUAGAAUAGGUCCUCCACCUACGAAUGGCGCAGCUAGUGAGCAGCUGUCCUCAGCUUCCAUAUUUGAACAUGUCGAUCGGAUGUCUCGUGCCACAGAUGCAAGCCGGAGACUUCCCAAUAAAGUGCAGCUCAUUGCCAUGCAGCCCAUGCCGGUCCCCCCGCUGCACAGUCCACCCAUCAACGGCAAACUGUCCGAUACAAACCAAAUCAGCAAAGAGAUUCAGGUAGCGUUGAGGCACAAGUCAGAAAUUGAACACCAUCGUAACAAGAUUCGUUUGCGGGCCAAGAGGAAGGGCCACUAUGACUUCCCUGCAAUGGAUGACAUGGUUAGUGCCCUUGGAGAUGCAAAGGACCAGGAUCGGAUCUACCAAAAAGCACAGACACAAAUCGAUAAGAUCCUGGACCCAGAACCUCAGAUGCCCCCAAGCUUCAUGGAACCCAAGAAAAGCGCUCGUGGGAGGCGCUCUCCUAAACAGAGGUUGAAGGAUCAGCUGAAUGGAGGCAUGAUGGAAGCAGACAAAGACCACCUUAUCUCUGAGGACAGCGAUGUUGCUUACAGAAAGUGUCCUGGCAUCCACAAUGUGGCCUACGUGUCGGACCCUGACCAAGGCCCAGGAUCCCCUCACAGGAGCCCUUCCCCCACAGAUGAUGUCUUCCUCGGCCCUGCCUCCUCUCCUCCAGGCCAUGCCCCUCCCCCACCACCCUACAUGCCUCCACAACCCUCCAUUGAGGAGGCGCGGCAACAGAUGCACUCGCUGUUAGACGAUGCCUUUGCUCUUGUGUCUCCCACCUCUCAGGGGAGCACAGCAGGCAUUACUCUCCCAGGAGUCAACAACAACAACCACCAGGGCUCCAGCCCUCCAGGCCGUGGCCCUAGAGCUUGGGGUCCUUCAUACCAAGCUUUUGGCCCUCUCCCUGGUAGAUUCUCUGAGCUGGAUCUGUCCUCUGCAUCAGUCCAAGGCUUGACACCAAGACAGGGCCUUGGCUCCAGCUACCUGCCACCAGGAGAAACAGCAGGACACGGCGAGCAGCUCCAGCCAGACAGCCUGUACUCCAGCAGGGGCCUCUACGCUGAUGAGCUGCCGUCGUCUGCCAGACCACGUCCAGUGGGGGGGACUACAGGUGCCCAGCUCCAUCAUCUCACACAGGUGGGCCUGUCCAGCCGGAUAAAUGGUUACCCGGGAGGGCUCAGGGCUCCAGGCCAAAAUGGAGGCAUUGGUUGGAAUCAUUACCAUGACGACAAUUUCUCCAGAGGAGAACCAGAAAAAGAUCCAAUGCAUAGGAGUGGAAUCCGGGAGUCCACAGCACCUCCUGCCCACUUGGACACAGCAAGCGUGAGCUAUCUGACAGCUCCUCCACCCCUGGAUACGUCACCUCCCAUCCAGUCCUCUGCCUCCUUGAUCAAGGCCAUCAGAGAGGAGCUGUUACGUCUGUCCCAAAAACAGGCAGCUGUGCCCAGCUACCACAGCUGAAGUCCUGGCUUCCGGUUUCCAGCUCUAACCAGUCAUGUCAUUGACCUUUUCUGCCUGCUUCACCUACUCCGACAAUGCUUCCCAUGGAAGUCCCUGAAGCUGUACAGCAGAGAUUGUCCUAAUAAACUGAAGUGAAGGGGAGGCUUGUGACAUUUGUAACUAAUUAGACUGCACAUUGUGAAAAAAAAAUUAUGAUAUAAUGGCUGAAAAAUAAUUAGAUCAACUCAGAGACAGUGUUAGGAAAUGAAGGACCACAUGAGCAGUAUACGCUAGACGGAAGCUGAGGAAAAAGACUCUCCGUGUUUUCUAUCCUGCACUUCAUGUGAGGAUCAGGAAAGAGUCAACUUUUGGCGACUGUAUAACCGCCAAUGAGACAACUUACAUUUCACUGCAUUACUUCAGACUUAGUAUUCCAUGUCAUAGUGUUAUUUUUGUGUUGCCUUCACAGAUAGAAACCCACUCCGACUCAUCUUUUAAAGAAACAUCUUAGUUUCAUUACUACAACUACUUUUGUUUUUUUUUUUACAGAUCCUUAACCUUUUUUACACCAGGUGCUACAUCUGCUUUCUGCCAUGAUGAGCCAUGCUAUGCCUUGACACUGUGAUAUAGUUCAGCUGACCAUAUUUACUGUUCAAGCCUAGAGUAAGAUCUCCGUUCACAGCCAGCAAGCCAGUCCACAGAGAGGGCAGAGUAAGGCAUGAAUUCACAAUUACAUGGAACAACACUACCUAUUCGUUCCUUUCUUAUUGCAGUAAAAACAGCAUUAGUCUGCGGUGAUAUUUUUGAUUUAUUAACUUACAAUACUUACUGGUUCUAUCAUGUUGAAGUCCUGUGUUGUACCUUAUUUUUAUUUAUGUUUAACAGAUCAUUUACAUGUAGUCAAACAGGAGAAAAUUGCCUUUACGAAUUGUUCAAACAUUGUUUUAGAAGCAGGUUUUACAAACAAAUAAUGAUACGUACUUGAUAGUUAUGGACAGUUAGUACUGUAUAUUUCAGUAUUUGGUUGUAUCUUGAUGCACUGUAUGCAGACUACUUGGUACAGCUCAGGUCUUUCAAAAAGAGAUUCUUUGAAGACAAAUCAGUAGAAAGAUGCAUUUAAAGGUCAUGUGGAAGAUCUGUAAAUUAGUGUUCUGUUUAACACAUUUCUGUAUUGACUCUUUACUGGACCACCACCAUCUCCUUUUUUAUGCAGUAUUUAAAGUUUGCUCUGCCUUUUUUAUGAGGAGGAAAGGAAAUAAACUACUAAAAUGAUCAUUUAGGCUUUAUUGCAACCAUUCAUUUUUAUGCUUUUUAAAAUUUCUUGUUUUCCCUAAAUGUCUCUUGAGUUAUGUACUACUUAGACUUAAAAAGGUUACAUUUGUCUUUUGACAUGAUAAUCCUCCAACACGACUCUGUGAAGUUUUAGGGCCUGAAAUGAUCAAUUAUAUAAGUUAAAUAAAAGACAAAAAUAUGGAUUUUUGAAGCAGGGUUGGAAUUAUGUUUUUGGAUUGUGUACCGGUGUCAUGUGACAGAUCAUAAAUGUUAUUUAUACAAGCCAUGGUUUUUGGCCAUGAGUUCAAACCAUCUGCAGAUGUGGCCUGAGCAUGCUCCCCCAUGCUGUGUUCUGCUCCCCAUUUCAUGUUCUGCUCCCCAUGACAUGUUCAGUUCCCCAUGACAUGUUCUGCUCCCAAUGACAUGUUCAGUUCCCCAUGACAUGUUCUGCUCCCCAUGACAUGUUCAGUUCCCCAUGACAUAUUUCUCCUCCCAAUGACAUGUUCUGCUCCCCAUGACAUGUUCAGCUCCCCAUGACAUGUUCAGUUCCCCAUGACAUGUUCUGCUCCCCAUGACAUGUUCAGCUCCCCAUGAUAUGUUCUGCUCCCCAUGACAUGUUCAGCUCCCCAUGACAUGUUCUGCUCCCCAUACCAUGUGCCUUUUUGACUCAAAAUGCCGGCUUUGACACCCAAAUCUGAAAAAAGCAAAAAACAGUCUAAAUAUCCGUAACACGGCUGUUGGGUUGUGCUUGCUUUUGAAAGCAACUUGUAAAAUGAGUAAGUGAUAUUAACUUCACAGUGGUCAUGGUGACAGGGUAUUUUCUGGUUCUCCAUCAUACCUCUUUGUUCAUGUCUUGGGUUAUCAAUCUCAUACUGUAUGCCUCCAUCUCCUGGAUCUGUACUGAAACUACAUCUUGUGUCCAUCUUCAGUUGUUUUUGUGUUACGUGUAUUUUUGUUAUUUCUUUUUAAUACUUUUCUACAUUGUAAAAACAAUCUGUUGGCUGGCCCAACAUUAUAUUUGAUUCUUAUUGCAUGUUUAAUUGUAUGUUUUGGUUUUUUUGUUUGUUUGUUUUGGGGCAUGUUGUUUAAAAAUCUUGAAAUACAAAAGAAGAUGUUAUUUGUCUGA